Molecule: messenger RNA, 3487 nt
Organism: Eublepharis macularius
Lineage: Eukaryota; Metazoa; Chordata; Lepidosauria; Squamata; Eublepharidae
Gene: LAMP2
Product: lysosomal associated membrane protein 2
Exons: 9
Coding region: 76-1494 (472 amino acids)
Cellular component (GO): membrane
Source: RefSeq, a predicted model, not a curated record
CACACGGCAGGUUUCGGGUCUCGGCUUGGCUGCGCCUGCUGGGAGGCUCCGGCUCGUUUCUCCUGCGCUGGGGGCAUGGAGACGCGGCGCUCCCUCUUCGGCCGCCUGCUGGGCCCGCUCUGCUGUGGCCUCCUCCUUUUCAUCCUUAUGUUACUGGACGGCUCAGCUUCUUCCGAGAUGUAUGCUGUUGACGUAGAACUGAAGGAUGCUUCCAACAUCACAUGUCUCUAUGCAAAAUGGAUGAUGAACUUCUCGAUAACAUAUGAAUCCAAUAUUAGUGAAUAUAAAAACAAAGCUUUUAUGCUCCCAGAAAAUGUGAGGUAUGAUGGAAGCUCUUGUAAUGGAACCAAUGGCCCUCUGCUGGCAAUAGAGUUUGGAGAAGGUCACUUCUGGAGUAUCAACUUUGCAAAAACAGAUGAUACUUACCAAGGAAACAUCACCUUUAUCUACAAUACCAAUGAUGCAGAAUUAUUUCCAGAUGCUAAAAGGAAAGGACUGAUUACUGCCUCUGCAAAAUAUCCUUUGCAUCCGAUUCAGUUACAUACAGUAUUUAGCUGUCAUCAUGUAGAUUCUGUCAAAGCUGGCAAUGUCACAAAUGAUUUCUGGAACAUCACUCUGCAAGCUUUCCUUCAGAAUGGCUCCUUAAGUACAGCAUAUACUUACUGUGAUAAAGAUAUUGUAGCUACCACUGCUGAAAAUGCUGUGAGUGUGCCGACUGCAACCACCACUGAGCCUACUACAGCUGCAACUGUAACUACUACAACUGUACCUACUACUACUACUACUACAACUAUACCUACCACCUCUUCAACUGUCUGUACCACCACUACUACAACUGCAGCUGCCUCUGUUAAAACAACUUUGUCACCUACUCCUCCGCCCACUGCCAAAACAGAGGAGAAGCCUAUGACAGGAAACUACUCAGUCAACGUUGGUACCACAGUCUGUCUUCUGGCAAGCAUGGGCCUGCAGCUGAACGUCUCUAAAGAACAGGUUCCCUUGAUUAUUAAUAUUCAGCCAAACACUACUGUUGUAACUGGUAACUGUGGUAAAAGAUCUGCUGACCUCAGACUGAAUGAUCGCAACAGCACAAUUAUUGAUUUCUUCUUUGCAGUUAAAAACACAAGCUCUGAAAAGUUCUACCUAAAAGGUGUGAAUGUCACUGUCAUUCGUCCUGCUAAUGGCUCUCUUUAUGCUGCAAACAACAGUCUCAGUUACUGGGAUGCCUCCUUGGGCAGUUCAUACAUGUGCAAAAAAGAAGAGACUCUUGUCGUGACAAAGGGGUAUCGAAUAAAGACCUUUGACCUAAGGGUUCAACCAUUUGAUGUGAAAGAAAACAAGUACUCUACAGCUGAAGACUGCAGCCCAGAGGUGGACCACUUCUUCGUGCCUAUUAUUCUGGGAGCAGCACUGGCGGGACUAGUGUGUUUGAUUUUCUUGGCUUUUUUUAUUGGCCGCCAAAAACAUCACAGUGCUGGCUACGAGCAGCUUUAAAAACAGGAUGCUGUUUGGGCUGAACACUUCAUUCAUCGACCCACUGAGAAGUAUUUUGCACCUGCAGAGUUUUUAAAAAGAUACAUGUGGAUUUGUAGAGAAAACAAGUGUUGUGUAUUGAGUUGUCUCAUUAGAAUAGGUUUGAAACCAUUCUGUUUUGGAGUGCAGAAGGCUGAUCAUAAGCCAAAUUUUCCUCGAAAAUGUUAACUGAUGUGCUGAACUAUCAAAGUGAAAAGGGCUGCCUGAGGUGUCCCUGUUCUUUGAAUCCUGAUACAGAAGUCCUGCUGGCUCCUUGCACAUUUGAAAGCUAGCUUUGUGGAUGCUUGCUUACCUCCACUCCAAGAAAGUAGUUCCACCCCCUUUGCCCUCCCUGUAUUAAACGUGCUUUUCAUUUACAUAGGCCCUAACGCAAACCAGGGUUUUGAGUGAGUUACGUUCUGACAUCCUGGGUGAACGGACUCAUUUCAGCUCCCUGAGCUGUGGGGAACAUCUUUUGUUCCAGCUGUGGUUUACAUAGGCACAUGCGUUGGGGAGGAAAGGGAGAAUUGCUCCAGAGUGAAGAAAGGAACGCAUGUUCUGUCCCAGUUUGCUAGCCAUGACCUGUCAAGAGAGACGAUUGCGUCUGCACCAGCCUAAAACCCAAAUAUACAAACAGAUCUUCAUCCUGUAUAAAUCUAAUAUGUGGAACUGUGGACUAGUUUGGGGAGCUCUUUGAAUGCUGUGUGCGAAGAGCUUGUUCUGACAAUUGGGAAAUGGGAAAGAUGCUCAGCUGAUACUUCUCUUCCACAGGAAAUGAGGUACGCACUCAAAAUGUAUGAUUUUAAGCAAUUCAUGGGACAAGCAUGUAUAGGCGUGCGUACCAUUUCAACAGGUGGAGGCUGGGGGCAUGUCCCAUGUCUUCUUUCCCACUGCACCCCCACCCCUCCGUAUAUGAAAGUCUUCUCUCAGUUUUCCAAAUGUAAAGCUAAACCCAAAGAGCCCUGUACCAAUGUGAACAUCUGAAGUGGGUCCUGGAUCCUGUGGGAUGUUGUAACUGUUUCCGUUAUAUAAACAGAGUGCUAUAGCUUUAUUCUAAUAUUUGUGAACAAUAGCCUUUGUUAUGCCUUAUUACAAAUCGUCUCUAAUUAUGUGCACGUAUAUUGUCAUUCCCUAUGUAAUUUAUUUGGUAUUUUGACUUGAUUCUACACCUGUGUGUACCACUUACUGCUUGCCUUGAGAGUCUUUGGGGAAUACAGAAAGGCAGAAGUUCUAAAUACAAAUUAAUAGUAGUGGCAAUUAAUCCUUUGGGAUAACUGUUACCAAAGCAGCCUUCAGUUCUGUAAUGGAAAUGUGCCUUUGUGUUGUCACUAGAAGCAGUGUUACCUUGCAAUACAUUUUCCUUAACAUAAUCAGUAAACAUUGCCUUCUACUAUGAAUGCUUGUAACCAAAAUGUUUCUGAAGAAACUGUAGUAUUCUGGAUACAGUAUGCCUUUAGGAGUGUGCGUCCCCUCUCAGCCAUUCUCCAAAAGCUGACAGUGUAGUGAUACACUUCCUCUCUUAUAUGCCCAGCUUGUGAGCCAGGUGAAGCCUCUGGAGUGUGAUGUUUCAUGGGCUUUUUCCCACUUGCCUCUUUGAGAACCUUCCCUGGGCCUGUUUCCUAAGAACUCCAACCCUUUGCUACUUUGAAUUGAUGGCAUUGCUCAUUUCGAAGGAGAGUGUCUCUGUCUCUUUGGCAGACUGAUGAGAAGGUCAAAGCUUGUCUGGGCGCUAGCCUCUUUUGACCUGGAGCAGACUGCCAGCAGGUCAGAGAGAAACCUGGCAGUUUGCAGAGUGGCGUCGCUUAUGUUGUCAUUGUUUCUCCUAUCUUGUCUGCAGAGAUAUCAGUGAAUUGUUCGUGGAGAAUCAAGCACUGGUAUCCAAUUUUGGGCCGGUUUCUCCAGCUAAUGUUGGAGUUCUGUAAAUUGGUUUGCAUUGUUUUGACAUGUUGCAAAAUUAAAUUCUUCUUUGUGCAAA